This is a messenger RNA of Panicum hallii, 612 nucleotides long. Its product is annotated as probable D-2-hydroxyglutarate dehydrogenase, mitochondrial. The record is from RefSeq and is a predicted model, not a curated record. The coding region runs from base 1 to 612 and encodes 203 amino acids. Gene Ontology annotation, cellular component: mitochondrion. Gene Ontology annotation, molecular function: flavin adenine dinucleotide binding; catalytic activity. NCBI's taxonomy places the organism in Eukaryota, Viridiplantae, Streptophyta, Magnoliopsida, Poales, Poaceae. The transcript has 6 exons.
AUGCGACAUUUGGAAGGAGUUCAAAAUCCUUUACCUGCAUCAGAGUACAACUUUUAUGUUCUAAUUGAGACAACAGGGAGUGAUGAAUCGUAUGACAAAACAAAACUGGAAGCUUUUUUGUUGCGUUCAAUGGAAGAUGGUCUGGUUUCUGAUGGAGUCAUAGCGCAGGAUAUCAGCCAAGCAUCAAACUUCUGGCGUAUCCGUGAGGGUAUAUCAGAGGCGUCUGUCAAAGUUGGGGCUGUGUACAAAUAUGACUUGUCCAUACCUGUAGAGAAGCUCUAUGAUAUUGUUGAAGAAAUGCGCUGUCGUCUUGGUGAUAAUGCAGAGGUAUUGGGCUAUGGCCACCUUGGAGAUGGGACUCUGCAUUUAAACAUCGUAUCAAGCAAAUACGAUGACAGUACUCUUGGACAAAUUGAACCAUUUGUCUACGAGUGGACUUCAGCACAAAGAGGAAGCAUCAGUGCAGAGCAUGGUUUGGGGCUAAUGAAAGCAGAGAAGAUUCACUACAGCAAAUCACCAGAAGCCGUGCAACUAAUGGCCUCCAUCAAGAAGUUGCUGGACCCCAAUUCAAUCCUGAACCCCUACAAGGUUCUGCCGCAGUCUGUACUGUAG